UGCGGGCGGGAGACGCUCUAGCCGCGCGCCGGAAGCAGCGGCGACCCACGGGACUUCCGGCCUGGCUGUCUCGCUGCUUCGCUCUCUGUUCCGCGCCGGGCGCCGAGAUGCGCGUGGAGAAGUGCUACUUCUGCUCCGGCCCCGUCUAUCCGGGCCACGGGCUCCUCUUCGUCCGCAACGACUGCAAGGUGUUUCGGUUUUGCAAGUCAAAAUGCCACAAAAACUUCAAGAAGAAGCGGAACCCAAGGAAGGUGAGGUGGACCAAAGCCUUCCGGAAAGCAUCUGGGAAAGAGCUGACCGUGGACAAUUCAUUUGAGUUUGAGAAGCGGAGAAAUGAACCUCUGAAAUACCAACGAGAACUUUGGAACAAGACAGUGGAUGCAAUGAAGAGAGUAGAAAAGAUCAAGCAAAGGCGGCAAGCCACAUUCAUCAUGAACAGGCUGAAGAAGGGGAAAGAGCUGCAGAAAGCACAAGACAUCAGGGAGGUCAAGCAGAACAUUCACCUCCUCCGGGCUCCACAUGCAGGCAAAACCAAAGAGUUGGAGGAGAAGAUGGUCCAGCAAUUACGGGACACCAUGGAGGUGGAAGACGCCUCCUAGAGAGUCUUUCUGUUGGAGCCUGAGUGUUUGUUUUCCUUUCUGUGUCCGUGAAGUGUGAGAAGUGUUGCUUGUCUCUCUUUUCUGCUCUGGCCCCACCUAGGGCAGGUGUGAGAGACGCAUCUCCGAAUUCCAUUGCAGUUGGCUCUCCAUGGUGGGGGGAGUAAAAUGGCUGCUGUGAAGAUGGUGUUUUCCUACCAGAUUUUUCUGUAGCUUAGUUAAUUCAAAUCCAGUGAGAUGAAUGGUGCAUCAAAUAAAGCAUUCUGCAGGAGAACUUCUGUGCUGGAGUAGACUUGCCUGUUGCAACCAGCUGAUCAUUCAAGGAAUAUGUUUGUGAAGUGAUGCUUGGCACCCUUCUCCUUUGGCCUUAUUACAUUCAGCCUGCUGUUGUCCUGUGGUUAAAGAAAUAUUCACACACACCCCUCAUGGAGCUGCUGUGUAACAACUGAACAGGGGCAUUAAGUACAGGGAGCAGUUCCCAUGCAGGAAUUUCCAACUCGGUGGUCUCCAAUGCCUGUGGCAGCUGUUCCUUUAGGUCCCAGUAAUUAAGAUAUCUUUUGGGGGAGGCAGCUGAGUUUCUUAGGGAAAUAACACAUCCUGCUGCUCAGUGUGUGUGUGAUUGACAGCUACUAAACCCUAUGGAUGUCGGGCAUUAUUUUAACUUUACCGCCCUUGGCCAAGUGGACCAUUGUGUACAGGAAUGAGCACUUGACCACAGGGGGUGGUAGCACAGAAAGGGAUGUGGUGCAGAGGUUUUGAUGAUGAGGCAUGAGCUCUGUGGAACCAACAAUUCACAACAGUUUCAUCGAAGUAUAAUAUUAAAUGUCUUUGAAAAACCUCCCCGCCAUUGCCCAAAGUUCUUUUGGAAUUGGCUGUUUUAAGCAUUCAUUUUUUGCUGUUCUGAGAAAUCCUAAACCUUGCUGAUGCUGUUCAAACAAAGGUGAAUCUCUGUGUGUGCUGACUUUUUUUAUGCAGUCUGCUUAACAACAAACAGCUAAUAGCUGCACUCUCCUUAGAGAGCUGAAUUGUGGACUUCAGUGUGCCUUCACUGCACCCAUGUCACUGGUCUUGUGAUCCUGGUGGACGGGCAAGGCCAAGAGGUGCUGGCUGCUAGGCCUGUCUUUGCAGCAUGAGAGGGCUUUCAGGGUGCAGAGUUCCAUGUGCCGUAAACCACAUUCUGCACUGUAAUCUUGGCUUUUCUAAUCCUCGAACUCCCCUUUUCUUGACACGCACACUAGAGCUGUGGCUGUUGCAAUGGCAGCAGAGGUGGGGGCUUUCGCAUCCUUUGGGCUCCUGCGUAGAUGCAGGGAGGAGUUGUAAUUAAGGGAGGAAGUAUUUGGAAGAACAGGUUUUUCCUGUCCAGGUUUUAGCCUUAGCCUUCAUCCUCUCCCAAUGGAGAAGAACCGUGUUGCUUAUUCUUCCUUUCUGCCUCCCCCCACCAUCUACUUAGCCACGGCUUGGAGGGUUAGCAUCAGCAGGUUAGCCAGAGAGCUCUCCAGGCCCCCACCUCCGUGUGCAAGUGGGAAGCAGCCACCCUGUGGGAGGAUGCUUUUCCCAUGUGGCUCAGCCAGUGCCUGGGACACUGAGGCCACAGGAAGGUAGAAUUGGCCCCAGCCCAUCCUCAUGCCCCUCAGCCAGUUUGGGGCAUGCAGGAGAGCUGGCUGCCUUGCGGAUGCUGUGAGCCCCCCCUUCAUCUCUGUUGCUCAGAUUGCUUCGUAGUGCUGAUGAACAGAAAUCUCGCAGCACUUUUGGGAGGAGCCAGGUAACCCCACCCUUUAGGAAGUUAUAUCACUGGUAAACAGGUACAUGGCAUAUUUCCCAAAUAUCCCUUAAAGGGAACAUGCAGGUUUGUUUAUUCUAACAUCUAUAUGGUUGUUGACACUCUCAAAGAACUCUAGUAGAUUAGUUAGACAGGACUUACCCUUGCAGAAACCAUCGUGAUUCUGCUUUAGCAAGGCUUGUUCUUCUAUGUGCUUGGUUAUUUUACCUUUAACAAUACUGUUCCAGGACAGAUGGUAUGGUAACUGGUCUGUAAUUUCCAGGAUCCCCCCUGGGUCCCUUUUGAAAUAUUGGUGUUACACAGGCCUCUUUCCAGUCCUCAGAUAUGGAGGCGGAUCUAACGGUCAAUCUAUGGUUAAGGGUUUCCAAACAUUGCUGUUAGGAAAUCAGCAAUUUUACAUUUUUUUUUAGAAUUCUCGGGUGGAUGCAAUUGGGGACUGGUGAUUUGUCAGUUUUUAUUUUGUCUCUUGUCAUGAUUAUCUGCCUCAGCUCCUCAGACUCCCCUUCCUGCAAAAAUUUGUUCAGGCACAGAGAUCUGCCCUAUAUUCUCCAUUGAUGCAAAGAAUUGAUUCAGCUUCUCUGCAAUCUCAUUUACCCUGCUUUAGGCACAUUUUUUACUCCCUUCUCAUCCAAGGGUCCAACUGGCUUCUUGCUGCUAAGAGCUGCUUGCUGCUUUCACUCUGAUCAUUAACUUUGGUGGCAACUUCUUGGCCCUGGUGGUAUCUGUGGUAUACAUUCCAGAUGAGCUUCCGGUGUUAUGUUUUUAACCAACUCCAUAGCAUAUUGGAUUUUUUGACCCUCUGGACUUUGUUUUUCAUCUUCCUUUUUACCAUUACCCUCUGUAGGGACAAAUAAAUCUGCAAGACAUCUAGAUGUAAUGAGGAGGCGUAGUGUGGCAUGCCCCAUUCCCCCUGUCCCAUAAUUCUUCUCAUACCCCUGAUCUAUAGGGCUGUUUAUUACUUUGUGGACUUCUUGCAAAGUACAGGAGUCUGAGAAAGCUCUGUGCAGGAAUUUGCAGGCUUUCUAUCUCUGUUUAGGACAAAAAGCUGGGAACAUGCUUUUUCACUCUGCCUAUGCUGAAACCAGAGGCUGGGAAAAGGCUGUUUAAUUAGUUGAAACAAACCUUAGAUGAGCUCGUUAGGGGGAAUGCUUUCACAUACAUUGGCAGGGGCGGUGGAAGGCUUCACAGCUGUGCUCUCAUGCUAACCUGUAACAACUUCAAGGCCACUGAGGGGUAAACAAAAGUCAGAAGUGUGAGACCUAAAGAUCUGGGAAAGAUAAAAAUCUCACAGGUAUGGGUACCACCUGUGCUCCCUCCCAGAGGGUCUUUUUGGUAUAAAUAAAGGGCCCUAGAUCUGGGCAGAUUAGCCUCAACACAGGCCUGAAGGGAAGUGUGUGAAGUAAAUCCAAAUGGGGCAUAAAGGGGAUCUCUUGCUGUUUCUGUCAAAACCAACAGCUUUUGCUUCAAUAAAGCACUAAAUUUUCUUUC
This is a messenger RNA of Rhineura floridana, 3864 nucleotides long. It is a transcript of the gene RSL24D1, whose product is annotated as ribosomal L24 domain containing 1. Bases 108 to 599 code for a protein of 163 amino acids. The record is from RefSeq and is a predicted model, not a curated record. Gene Ontology annotation, cellular component: nucleolus. The transcript has 6 exons. NCBI's taxonomy places the organism in Eukaryota, Metazoa, Chordata, Lepidosauria, Squamata, Rhineuridae. Gene Ontology annotation, biological process: ribosomal large subunit biogenesis.